AUGGCCAAGCCAAUGGCCAGUACACAUUAUUGUAGGACGCGCCCUCCCAUAUCCCCGUCUAAUCGUCCUCGAAGUCGUCCCCAUCGCACACCCAAGUCCUUCUUCGCUCCAUCAUCUGGUCUAUUGUCGAUUUUGGCCACCAUUGCGUCCUCUUCAGGCGUUGAUGGCAGCCCAGCACCUCCCACAUUUUUAUGUCCUUCCAUCGACGUCGAUGACCAUGAUAUUCUCAAAUCCAAGCCAUCACGCCGACAGACCGCACCACAAGACCCCACCCCCGUACCUAGUACAUCAACAUCACGGCCUUCUACGCGUAUCCCAGACAAGUUCGUGCCGGGUGAUGACGGCGUUUGGCGUAGGGCAGCCUAUACGCUAUACGGUUCCAGCGUGUGUCCAGAUUGUCCGGAACCUACUGCCCCCAUCAUUGACGAGCAGAUACAGGUCCCUGCGCAGAACGCAUCAGCUACAUCGACCUCCAGCUACGACAUUCGUGACUCGCUGCCACCAGGCUGGAAGCCUGUAGCAAAACCGUACCAAAGUCGUACCACUUUAAUCCUGGCAUUAUCGCUGGUACUGGCAUUCUUUAUCUGUUUCUUCAUAAUCGGCUGUCUGUUUUGGCGGAAGCACAUACGACGGAAACGUAAGGAGGAUAGUGAUCUGGAAAUGAAGUUGAAAACACGACGGCAAGCCUCCGCCCAGCUAAACGCGAGCAGGGAGUCGAUGAUUGAAAAGGAGAAUGAAAUGAAAACCAAACAAAAAAUAUGGGCGCGAGCGACGGCGCGGUGGAGAGCAAACGCCAGAUAUUCUGCUCGCCUGAGAAAGGGCAAGCGCACAACUAGACUAUCACACAGUCAAACCCUCAACAAGUCACGUAAUGGACUCACGUCUGCGCCUUCCUCUCCUGCUCUAUCAAGAACAUCGUCACGAAGGUCAUCCACAACGUCGUGUGACAGGCGCUCCUUACCCAGCGUUUUCAUGCCCUCGACCACUCCACUAACCGACCCCCCAAAUAUUACUGUUAAUACCACCACAUCGCCUCCAGCAUAUCACCAACGCAUUUCCCUUCCCUCGAAUGUGGAAGGAUUAUCGCACACCGAUCUUUUAACUGUGGAUCGCCUACUUGCAAAUGGCACGCGACGCCCGUCUCAUUCCAGCAUUUACGGUGCAUCAUCAGCGGACGAGUUUGAGCAUGACCCACCUCCUAUCCAUGAUGCCCAUGUUGCCACCGAUGAUAAAGCUCUUCUCGCUCAUCUUGCGGGUUUGGCGAGCGAACCCGUCUCGGAAUCUUCUGGUGUAGAGGUCUCUGCACCUAUCUGGGAUGAUGAGCAGAUAGAGGCUGACUUGAUCUCAUCAAUUGAUCAAGCCCCAGAGGCCAGUACAUGCCCUGCUGCUCUAUCGUUCCCUCCACUUCCCUCCAAAGGAAAAAUGGCAUUGCCAGAUUUCCACAAAUACCCCCUCACUUUCGAAGAGAUGGUAGAGUUGGGAGAGGAUCCCGGGCCUUCCGCUCCGCCUUUUGAAGAAGGCUCCAGCAUAGAUCUACAAGAUGAUCCUCCAUUAAUGCCCUCUGCGCCUCCACUGCUUGAUGAAGAGGAUUUUCAUCCCAGUGCGCCGGGGCAUGAGUUAGCUUCAUCAUGUGAAGCUAAUGAGGAUGUCUGUGCUGAGCUCAGCGAUGGAAAAAAUAGUUCUGCUGAGGUAUCUACCUCCCUACCCUCUCAUGAGGGACUUGUCAGCAGCGACGGCAUCUUACCACAUUAUCGACCUUGA
Laccaria bicolor S238N-H82 is the source of this 1761-nucleotide messenger RNA. RefSeq lists its product as uncharacterized. NCBI's taxonomy places the organism in Eukaryota, Fungi, Basidiomycota, Agaricomycetes, Agaricales, Hydnangiaceae. The coding region runs from base 1 to 1761 and encodes 586 amino acids. The record is from RefSeq and is a predicted model, not a curated record. The transcript is spliced from 2 exons.